CACACUCACCCGGAACUUCGGGGGAGCUACGCUACUGUUAUUGCUAAACUAGCGGAAUAGAUUUCGAUGAUACAUCUUUAAUUUGCUUUGUGUUAUCUCUGCCUCAGCUCACCACAGCAGCUGCCGUCAGCUAGCUAGCUCAGCGUCGACCUCAAUUCAGCGAAGUCUAUUUUGUAAACAGUAAACUCAUCUCGUCUUUCUUUGACAUCCGGCGUAAGAGAGCCUCAGGAAUUAAGGCCGAUCUACAUCAAGGAAGACAGCUACCACAGUUUGACGGGAUUGAUCCGGUGUAUUCUAAGAUGAUGCUGAAUGAGGGGAGGUUCUCGUCCAGCAAGGGGAUCCAUGUCACCGUAUCUCGUCUGAUCACCAUCAUGAUGUGCGUCAUGGUGGUCGGUUUCUUGAUGAGUAUUGCUCUGGCUCUCAUCUACAGCUUUGAGGCGACAACAUCCACGCAUUGCAGGGUAAAAAACUACCUCCCGUCUAUCAGCGCAGCCAUCGCCGAACCCCCAUCCUCCUACGUGUGGCGGUUUGUGAUUGUAUUAUGCUCUGGACAAAGGCUCUUCUGCGUCGCAUUCCACUACGGCUUAUACGCGAGUGUGAACUCGCCCAACGUCUAUUACACGCUGCUGUGCAAGGCAUGCUUCACUUGUGAAUUGGUGGAAAACUUUGCCCUUAUAGGAUUAACAUGUGUGUCGUCCUCCGAAAACUUUCCUGUUCAUGAAAACAUGUUCAUUGUUUUCCAAGUAUGUUCAAUGAUCUUCAUGGUCCUGAUGUGUGCUGUACACAAACUAGCGAUUAGCAGCGGUAUACCACCGUCAAAAUCAGAGCAGAGCACCUUGAAUAGGCUGUACUUGCAUUGUGGAACCAACGUAUCAUCAUUCUUCAUCGCAAUCUACUUCUACUUCAGACACACCACCCAUUGUGAAACUGGAAUAUACACCUUAUUUGCCUUCUUUGAGUACAUUGUAGUGCUCACCAACAUAGCUUUCCAUUACAUCGUGACUUUCAACUUUCAAGAGAGAGAACUUGUGCUAGGUAGAAGGAUCCAUGGCAUAUAAAUCUUUACUUCAGACAACUCUCAGCGAUUGUAUCUUCCAACUCUUCUUCUUUCAUCUCUGCUCAACUCAUGAAGUCAUUAGAGGGAGACAAACAUAUAUGUAAGCUCUGUAAUCUCUGCACAACUCAUGAAGUCAUCAUAUGAUAACUGACAGUAGAGGGAGACAAACAUCUCUGUAAGCUCUGUAAUCUCUGCUCAACUCAUGCAGUCAUUAGAGGGAGACAAACAUAUAUGUAAGCUCUGUAAUCUCUGCUCAACUCAUGCAGUCAUAAUAUGAUUACUGACAGUAGAGGGAGACAGACAAACAUCUCUGUAAGCACCGAGAAUAUUUUACUGUGUAAAUCCAGUUACCGUUGCAAUUCUUUUUGAUUGUGUCUCGCUUUCAAGUGCAUUAUUAGUAAGACAAGGUUGUGUGUGAUUUUGAUUAAUUGAGGAUAUGUAAGAACAAAGAACUCACUUUGAAAACUAGUAAUGAGGUUGCAAUUAUUUUGAUUUAUCACUUUUGUUAUCAUGUUCAGUUUUAUUUCAUAGAUUUGUGCACCAUGUCUCAUUUUAUUUGAGAUAUCUCAUUUCACUUUCACAAUAUGUAUUUAACGCUGUUACAGAUAACGUAUGAUGUGUGCCUUUAAAUAUAUCCCAUCUCCUAUCUGUAACAGGUCAACGUUGUACUGUCUUAUAUACAUCCAUAGUUUA
This is a messenger RNA of Strongylocentrotus purpuratus (purple sea urchin), 1750 nucleotides long. Its product is annotated as post-GPI attachment to proteins factor 2. Gene Ontology annotation, cellular component: endoplasmic reticulum membrane; Golgi membrane. NCBI's taxonomy places the organism in Eukaryota, Metazoa, Echinodermata, Echinoidea, Camarodonta, Strongylocentrotidae. Bases 300 to 1058 code for a protein of 252 amino acids. Gene Ontology annotation, biological process: GPI anchor biosynthetic process. The record is from RefSeq and is a predicted model, not a curated record. The transcript has 7 exons.